Cynara cardunculus var. scolymus (artichoke) is the source of this 957-nucleotide messenger RNA. RefSeq lists its product as uncharacterized. The transcript is spliced from 2 exons. The coding region runs from base 54 to 779 and encodes 241 amino acids. The record is from RefSeq and is a predicted model, not a curated record. Lineage: Eukaryota; Viridiplantae; Streptophyta; Magnoliopsida; Asterales; Asteraceae.
ACUUUUCUCUUGGCAUUCCAUUCAUAAUUUCAACAUUCAAAUCUACCCUCCAAAUGGGGUUCCAAAUUCAGUCAUCACAUCCUCAAAUCCUAUUCAGAAUCCCCAUAACCAAACCACCAUUUUCUCAUAUUCUACCAAAGCUCCAAGCUACAACCAUGGCACACAACAGCCAAGAUCAACAACCAUCCAUUUCCAUGUCAACUUUAGUAAGUCCAGAUGUAUAUAAUGUUAGAUUCAAGACUUUAGAAGCUUGCAAGCUUGGUAUAGCCAGAUAUCCGGAUUUCGAAUAUAAUGCUCAUGGGGGAAAGGGUAGUGGCAUGGGGAAAAAGAUGACAGGGGUAGACUUUAAUGGUGAAACCUCGGUUGACUUUGACGUAAAUACCCUUUAUAUCCCCUCAUUGACCACUGCAACAACCAAGUUCCUGGGCUUGCCACUGCCACCUUUCCUCAAAAUUGAGAUUGUUCCGGAGAUCUUUAGAGGGAUCAUCAACCUAGAAUCUGGCAAGGUUGAUCUUAAGUUCAAGGCCAAAUUCUGGUUUUCAGUGGGGAGUAUAUACAAAGCUCCACCAUUGUUGGUGGAGACACUAUUAACAUCAGAGGAAUCAAAAGGGACUCUAAGGAGUGGAAAUGGAAAGAGACUGGAUGAACAAGGGAAGUGCAGGCUAGUUGGGGUGGCAACUGUUGAGCAGAUUGAUGAUUUCCUAAUGAAUUCUUUCCUCGAUCUUCCAACCGAAUGUCUUGCUAUCUUAAAUGCUACAAUCACCUUCUCCAAGGAUUAAGAAACCAUAAGGAUUAUAUUCGUUUAGGAAUUCAUUAUAGGUUUCGUUUAUUUAACAGUCUUACCAUAUACACUUUUCUUUCUUCAUUUCUGCAUCUAUACAGAUUACAAAUAUAAGCACCUGGACUGAUUGUAUUUAUUGUCAGCAUUCCUAAAAGCUAAAACAACAUAAAGUUCAA